Messenger RNA from Nomascus leucogenys (northern white-cheeked gibbon), 2343 nucleotides. RefSeq names its product transducin beta like 2 (gene TBL2). Gene Ontology annotation, biological process: endoplasmic reticulum unfolded protein response. The record is from RefSeq and is a predicted model, not a curated record. Gene Ontology annotation, cellular component: endoplasmic reticulum. Gene Ontology annotation, molecular function: protein binding. NCBI's taxonomy places the organism in Eukaryota, Metazoa, Chordata, Mammalia, Primates, Hylobatidae.
GUUGUAACAACCAGGCUCCGCCCCCAGGCGCUCUAACGGCCAGGCCCCGCCGCUUGAGGCGCUCCAACGGCCAGGCCCCGCCCCCGCGUGCGUGCGCGGCCUCGCAGAGCCGUGCGGGCGCCCGCGUACUCACUGGUUGAGGUGGCAGUGGCUCCACCAACAUGGAGCUCUCACAGAUGCCGGAGCUCAUGGGGCUGUCGGUGUUGCUGGGGCUGCUGGCCCUGAUGGCGACGGCGGCGGUAGCGCGGAGGUGGCUGCGCGCGGGGGAGGAGAGGAGCGACCGUCCCGCCUGCCAAAAAGCAAAUGGAUUUCCACCUGACAAAUCCUCGGGAUCCAAGAAGCAGAAACAAUAUCAGCGGAUUCGGAAGGAGAAGCCUCAACAACACAACUUCACCCACCGCCUCCUGGCUGCAGCUCUGAAGAGCCACAGCGGGAACAUAUCUUGCAUGGACUUUAGCAGCAAUGGCAAAUACCUGGCCACCUGUGCAGAUGAUCGCACCAUCCGCAUCUGGAGCACCAAGGACUUCCUGCAGCGAGAGCACCGCAGCAUGAGAGCCAACGUGGAGCUGGACCACGCCACCCUGGUGCGCUUCAGCCCUGACUGCAGAGCUUUCAUCGUCUGGCUGGCCAACGGGGACACCCUCCGUGUCUUCAAGAUGACCAAGCGGGAGGAUGGGGGCUACACCUUCACAGCCACCCCAGAGGACUUCCCUAAAAAGCACAAGGCGCCUGUCAUCGACAUUGGCAUUGCUAACACAGGGAAGUUUAUCAUGACUGCCUCCAGUGACACCACUGUCCUCAUCUGGAGCCUGAAGGGUCAAGUGCUGUCUACCAUCAACACCAACCAGAUGAACAACACACACGCUGCUGUAUCUCCCUGUGGCAGAUUUGUAGCCUCGUGUGGCUUUACCCCGGAUGUGAAGGUUUGGGAAGUCUGCUUUGGAAAGAAGGGGGAGUUCCAAGAGGUGGUGCGAGCCUUCGAACUAAAGGGCCACUCCGCGGCUGUGCACUCGUUUGCUUUCUCCAACGACUCGCGGAGGAUGGCUUCUGUCUCCAAGGAUGGUACAUGGAAACUGUGGGACACAGAUGUGGAAUACAAGAAGCAGCAGGACCCCUACUUGCUGAAGACAGGCUGCUUUGAAGAGGCAGCAGGCGCUGCGCCGUGCCGCCUGGCCCUCUCCCCCAACGCCCAGGUCUUGGCCUUGGCCAGUGGCAGUAGUAUUCAUCUCUACAAUACCCGGCGGGGCGAGAAGGAGGAGUGCUUUGAGCGGGUCCAUGGCGAGUGUAUCGCCAACUUGUCCUUUGACAUCACUGGCCGCUUUCUGGCCUCCUGUGGGGACCGGGCGGUACGGCUCUUUCACAACACUCCUGGCCACCGGGCCAUGGUGGAGGAGAUGCAGGGCCACCUGAAGCGGGCCUCCAAUGACAGCACCCGCCAGAGGCUGCAGCAGCAGCUGACCCAGGCCCAAGAGACCCUGAAGAGCCUGGGUGCCCUGAAGAAGUGACUCUGGGAGGGCCUGGCGCAGAGGAUUGGAGGAGGGAUCUGGCUUCCUCGUGGCGCUGCUGCCACCCUUCCUCCCAGGUGGAAGCCUUUCAGAAGGAGUCUCCUGGUUUUCUUACUGGUGGCCCCGCUUCUUCCCAUUGAAACUACUCUUGUGUACUUAGGUCUCUCUCUUCUUGGUGGCUGUGACUCCUCCCCGACUAGUGACCAAGGUGCUUUUCUUCCUCCCAGGCCCAGUGGGUGGAAUCUGUCCCCACCCGGCACUGAGGAGAAUGGUAGAGAGGAGAGGAGAGAGAGAGAGAACAUGAUUUUUGGCCUUGUGGCAGCACAUUCUCACACCCAAAGAAGUUUGUAAAUGUUCCAGAGCAACCUAGAGAACACCUGAGUACUAAGCAGCAGUUUUGCAAGGAUGGGAAACUGGGAUAGCUUCCCAUCACAGAACUGUGUUCCAUCAGAAAGAUACUAAGGGAUUUCCUUCUGGGCCUCAGUUCUAUUUGUAAGAUGGAGAAUAAUCCUCUCUGUGACCUCCUUGCAAAGAUGAUGUGAGGCUAAGAGAGUAUUAAGUCCCUAGGUCUGGAAGAAAAGUGGAAAAGAGUAGUACUAUUGUCCAAUGUCAUGAAAGUGGUAAAAGUGGGAACCAGUGUGCUUUGAAACCAAAUUAGAAACACAUUCCUUGGGAAGGCAAAGUUUUCUGGGAUUUGAUCAUACAUUUUAUAUGGUUGGGACUCCUCUCUUCGGGAGAUGAUAUCUUGUUUAAGGAGAGCUCUUUUCAGCUCAUCAAGGUCAUCAGGUAUUUGAGUGCCUACUCUGUGCCCAAAUAAAUAUGAGCUUGGGAUUAAAUA